This is a messenger RNA of Talaromyces marneffei, 1308 nucleotides long. RefSeq lists its product as uncharacterized. The coding region runs from base 1 to 1308 and encodes 435 amino acids. Gene Ontology annotation, molecular function: structural constituent of ribosome. The record is from RefSeq and is a predicted model, not a curated record. Lineage: Eukaryota; Fungi; Ascomycota; Eurotiomycetes; Eurotiales; Trichocomaceae. The transcript has a single exon. Gene Ontology annotation, cellular component: mitochondrial small ribosomal subunit. Gene Ontology annotation, biological process: mitochondrial translational initiation.
AUGGCGGCUCCAAAACUUUCGCCAACGGCUAAUCUGCUGAGAAACUCUCGUCUUUUUGCAUUGCCAACACCAUUGACUACCGCGCCGCGACCGGUCACAUCCAAAACCGUUAACGAGUCGGCAUCCGCAACUCUUCCACACCCUACCAGAGCUGCCAUUGAAACACCACCAGCCGCCCUUUACAAAGGAGACUGGGGUUUGAAACGAGCAUUACCAGCCAAAUCUACGAUCGAGAGGUCCAGCAAGCCUGUGAUCCGUGUCAAUGCUCUCGACACGUUCGAACAUGUCACCGACUUCGAUUCCGCUGGUGAUCACAUCAUGACCCUGACCAAGUUUCAGGAGCUCAACCUUCCCAUUUCUUUACCUCAAGUCGCUAGGAAGAACCGAACAGACUUUGGCAAGGCCCAUGAGAGUCCGUUUGAAGCUCGACGUGAUAAUGUCUCCACUAGCGAGGGUGCGAAGGAGCGUGGUGCUCAAGUAUAUCGACAAUCCGGGCCGUGGCUGGGCGGUCAAUCCGAGAUUCAGUUUCAAGCCUAUUUGCAUUCAUUACGCCGCCGAAGACCAGAAUUGUUGAAACAAUUGCGAGAACAAUACGAAAACAAAUUGACUGUUGAGCGUAGAAAAAAAGCGCAGGAUGAGGGUGGCUUGGAAGCUGACCAGACCAUUGAACCCGUUAAAGUCACAGAUGAAGAAUUCCAAAGUUAUCUGAAGAGAUUGCGAGCGGAUAAGAGACUAGCUGGACCGGAGCUCAGUCGUCUCUUGGAUCUCCACACCUUGUCAUCUGAUCUCCCUUCGAUGUUUAUCGGGACUGACUAUUACGAAGCGAAUGCAGCAAACUUGGCUUCUGUUGACUAUGCUAGCCAAGGACCACCACGAACGCACCCAUCAGCUGGUCUUGCUUACACUCGAUCAGGCGCAAUUCUCUACAACCAUCCCUCAUACGGACCUCAACAAGCCAUGCGCCCCGUUGAAGCUCGGGUCCUGACAGCCAAGACAAAGAAACGACGAUACAAGCGUCGCCCUGUUCUCGGUGUUGCCGGUAUCGCAUAUGAGGACGAGCAUGAUAGCACGGAAGAUAACAUUAGAGGUCUCGAGUACCUCGACCCAUCGAUCCCAGGUGGUGGCAAAGUCUGGGUGGUCCCCAAGCGAGUCUCGAUAUCCUCUCAAGGAACGAUCGAUCUAGAAGCCAGCAGGGCUGAAAGAGAUGUCAUGGCACCCUAUGGUAUUUCCAACUAUGACCCCAGCGACCCGACCAAUAUAAGUCCAGCAGCACAGUCGACGCAACGGGAUGUUCCUCGACUUGUUUAA